Molecule: messenger RNA, 1133 nt
Organism: Hypoxylon trugodes
Lineage: Eukaryota; Fungi; Ascomycota; Sordariomycetes; Xylariales; Hypoxylaceae
Product: NAD(P)-binding protein
Exons: 2
Coding region: 358-1053 (231 amino acids)
Source: RefSeq, a predicted model, not a curated record
CUUGUGGGUCCUCACAACCCCCUGAAAAUGUCGACGAAAGCCAAGGCAUCUUAGUUGCAGUCCAGGGGCAGAUAGCUCUACUAUUGAAUAUGGAUUAUGGAUUCUUGCGAUACCAUGAUCUCCUAGAGUCCUCAGAUUCGCGAUUCCGAAGGGACCUGAAAAAAAAGGAUGUGGAUUAUAAAUCGUUCUCUGAAGACCUGAUUUGGUCGGGAGAUCGCGAACGCAUGGCACUUUAGGUAGUAUAAAUUAGGAGGUCCUCGAGUUCGGAAUAACCACUUAUUUCCAUUCAAUAUCCAAAGUUCGUUCGCGGGUUAAGGGCUCUUGAAACCGGAAUUCCUUCACUAGCUUUCAGUCAUAAUGGCAAACUCUGUUGUACUCAUUCUCGGAGUCGGUCCAAGGAUCGGUGCAUCUGUCGCUGCGAAAUUCACCAGUAAUGGCUACAAAAUUGCCGUCGCAUCUAGAAAGGGAAGCAACACUAAGACCUCCGAAGGGUAUCUCUCCCUCAAGGCCGACUUCGCCAAACCCGACUCAAUCCCAGCGUUGUUUGACACCGUCAAGGCUGAAUUCCAGACCUUUCCUAGCGUCGUCAUCUACAAUGCAGCAGCCCUUACUGGCCCUCCCAACAAGGAUUCCCCAUUCUCGAUCUCGGCGGAGAGUGUUGCGUCAGACUUGAACGUCAACACCAUUAGCCCUUACGUCGCAGCGCAACAGGCUGUCAAGGGGUGGGAGAUGCUACCCAAUGAGAUCAAAAAGACGUUCAUAUACACCGGUAAUAUUAUGAAUGUGACAAUCGUUCCCAUGUCACUAAUGAUGGAUCUGGGUAUGGGAAAGUCGGCUUCCGCUUUUUGGAUUGGCCUCGCCGAUAUGAUGUACUCUACUCAGGGAUGUCGGUUUUUCUAUGCCGAUGAGCGCCACGAAGAUGGCAAAUUCAAGGGGAUGGCACUUGACGGCGCUGCGCAUGGCGAGUUCUACGCGCAAUUGGCGAACCAUAAAGGAAAUGUGCCAUGGCAUGCCACGUUCGUGAAGAACAAGGGUUAUGUCCAGUUUAAGUAAGAGCUGCGAUAACAAUAUGAGUGUUUGGUAAUUGGAAGCACCCAGGUAGAUAGGCGGUACAAUUACCAAGGCAAUUACAA